Messenger RNA from Leptonychotes weddellii (Weddell seal), 418 nucleotides. The record is from RefSeq and is a predicted model, not a curated record. NCBI's taxonomy places the organism in Eukaryota, Metazoa, Chordata, Mammalia, Carnivora, Phocidae.
GGAUGGGAACACCCGCCUGUCCCAGAUGCACAGCUGGGCCCCUCUGCAGGUGCUACACGGCGACACCGACGUCCUCUUUCCGGUCAGUGGAGUGGCCUCCUACAGCCCUGCAGAUGCCCCCCUUGGAAGCCUGGAGAACGGGACAGGACCGGAGGACCACGUUCUCCCGGAGCCCGGCCCCCGGUACAGUGUGGAAGCCAGUCCUCCUUGCCAGGGAAGCCCUCUGAGCAGCCUGUUACCUUCUGCCUCCAUGCCAGAGUCGAUGACAGUCGUGCAGCUUGUCUGCUACCUCAAGUGUCCUCAGGAGCGUGCCCUCCAGUCCUUCCUACUCUCUGGGCCCCUUUUCCUCACGUGUAAAGUGAAGACGCUUACUUCUGGAGACCUUCUGGGGGCGGUCAGUUCGGAGCCCAUUGAGUAG